CAAAGAAAAGGAGGUGGAAAGAAAAAAAAUGUCAUUAGAAGAGGCGUAACACGCCGGUCCCUCCCCAGGUCUGUUUCCUGGAGUGGGUGUAAGACAUCAGUUGUAAACCUGCCCUAGCAGGAAUAGCGGUCCCUCCCUCCUCCAACUAUUUCUAAGGCUUUAUUUCUAAGGCUUUAUUAUCACCGGUGGAAAAGGAUCCGCUCACCGCCGCCGCUCCGGUAUCUUCCCUCCUCGAGCCGCUCGUUCACGAGACACCUCCUAAAAUAGCAGAUAUCAGGCUGAAAUCAAGGAGCGGAGUCCAUGCGAGCUGCCAUCUGAUCCCACACACACUUAUCAAUGAAGCAGGAGAUCAUGGCGGAUGGCCCCAGGUGUAAGAGGCGAAAACAAGCCAACCCGCGGCGGAAGAACGCAGCUCUGAACUAUGAGAACGUGGUGGAGACGGGCUCGGAGACGGAGGAGGAGGACAAGCUGGCGGUGUCGGAGGAGGACCCCUUGCUCAACGGCGCCGGCAGCCCGGCCAGCCUGACCAACCCGGACGCCUCGCCGCGCGCCGAGAGCCACGGCUUGCCCGCCAAGGAGGAGGAGGACGACGAGAUGCGGGACAGCGGCGUGGAGCACAUCUGGCCCGACAACGACAUGCUGAGUGCCUCAGUCGACGGUACUGAUGAAAUGAAGGACGAUUUCGACGCCCUGGGGUCGGACGCCGCUCUGCAGGCGGUCGGAAACGGUACAGUUAAGAGCGUGGAUUGCACUUCAGAGCUGGAGGACUUCUUCUCCAAGCGGAAGCUGGACGACGGCGACAGCCACGUGGUGAGCAUCGCCGAGUACCUGCAGCGCGGCGACACCGCCAUCAUCUACCCAGAAGCCCCGGAGGAGCUGUCCCGGCUGGGCACGCCGGAGGCCACGGGCCCGGAGGAGAACGACCUGCCACCUGGAACGCCAGAUGCCUUCGCCCAACUGUUGACCUGCCCCUACUGCGACCGGGGCUACAAGCGCCUGACUUCGCUGAAGGAGCACAUCAAGUACCGCCACGAGAAGAACGAGGAGAACUUCGCCUGCCCGCUCUGCAACUACACCUUCGCCUACCGCACUCAGCUGGAGCGGCACAUGGCCACGCACAAGCCGGCCCGGGACCAGCACCAACUGCUCAACCAAGCAGCCGGCAACCGCAAGUUCAAAUGCACCGAGUGCGGCAAGGCCUUCAAGUACAAGCACCAUCUGAAGGAGCACCUCCGGAUUCAUAGCGGUGAGAAGCCCUACGAGUGCCCCAACUGCAAGAAGCGCUUCUCGCACUCGGGCUCCUACAGCUCGCACAUCAGCAGCAAGAAGUGCAUCGGCCUGAUCGCCGUCAACGGCCGCAUGCGGGGCAGCAUGAAGGCGGGCUCCUCCCCCACCUCCGCCUCCGCCUCGCCCACCAACGCCGCCAUCACCCAGCUGAGGCAGAAGCUGGAGAACGGCAAGCCGCUGGGCCUGGCGGACCACGGCAACCACCUGAACAUCAAGACCGAGCCGCUGGACUUCAACGACUACAAGCUGAUGAUGGCGUCCCACGGCUUCGGCGGGCCGGGGCCCUUCCUGAACGGCGGCGUGGGCGGCGGCAGCCCGCUGGGCAUCCACCACGGCUCCAGCGGCCAGAGCCCCCUGCAGCACCACGCCCUGGCCGGCCUGGAGUCCCAGCUGCUGGGCUACCCGGGCCCGCUGGCCAACAACCUGAGCGAGGUGCAGAAGGUGCUCCAGAUCGUGGACAACACCGUGUGCCGGCAGAAAAUGGACUGCAAGCCCGAGGAGCUGUCCAAGCUCAAGGCCUACAUGAAGGAGCUGGGCAGCCAGAUGGAGGAGCAGAAGCAGGGCCUGACGUCGGCGGGCGGGCCCCAGGUCGGGCUCCCGCUCGUCAACCACAACGGCGCCACCAAAAGCAUCAUCGACUACACGCUGGAGAAAGUGAACGAAGCCAAAGCCUGCCUCCAGAGCCUGACCACGGACUCCAAGAGGCAGAUCAGCAAUAUCAAACGGGAGAAGUCCAACCACAUGCUCGAAGGAGGCGUGGAGGAGAAGCUGCCGGAGAACAGCAUGUUUACGCCCUACGCCUGCCAGUACUGCAAGGAGACCUUCCCGGGGCCCAUCCCCCUGCACCAGCACGAGCGCUACCUGUGCAAGAUGAACGAGGAGAUCAAGGCCGUGCUGCAGCCCAGCGAGAACCUGAUGGCCGCCAAGCCGGGGAUGUUCCUGGAGAAGGGCCACAUAGGCUCGCCCCUGCUGCCGGAGAAGGGCCUGGGCGGGCCGCUGCACCCCUACAGGGACCACAUGUCCGUGUUGAAGGCGUACUUCGCCAUGAACAUGGAGCCCAACGCCGAGGAGCUGCUCAAGAUCUCCAUCGCCGUCGGCCUUCCUCAGGAAUUCGUCAAGGAGUGGUUCGAGCAGCGGAAGAUGUACGAGUACGGCGCCGCCCGCACCCCGCCGCCGCUGGAGCACCGCGGCAACGCCGACAUGGCGGUCGGCACCAACAACCACCACACUCCACCAAAAGACUCUUUGGCAGCUAGGUCGCCCGUGUCCCUCCUCAAGCCCGCCGACCGCAUCACCUCGCCCUCCAUCGCCGAGCUCCACAACGUCAGCAACUGUGACAACUCGCUCAGACACCUGAAGAACCACCAGUUCGGCGGCGGCGGCGGCGGCGCCAAGCCGGCCGGGGACAAGCUGGACCACUCCCGCAGCAACACGCCCUCGCCGCUCAACCUGUCCUCCACCUCUUCCAAAAACUCCCACAGCAGCUCGUACACCCCCAACAGCCUGACGUCGGAGGACCUGCAGGCCGAGCCGCUGGACCUGUCGCUGCCCCGCCUCCUCAAGGAGCCCAAGCACGCGCUGACCGUCAAGAGCCGGCCCAAGCCGGGCGGCGCCACGGUGGAGCACAGCGCCGUGCCGUCGCCCCGGGAGCACUUCGAGGAGCCGCUCAACCUGGCCUAUCUCAAGAAGGAAUUCUCAGGCAUCACCAACAACGGAACCCUUGAAAAAAGCACUAGCCCCAUUUUCGGCAUUAACCCCUUCGCCGCCAAGCCCCUGUACACCUCGCUCCCGCCGCAGAGCGCCUUCCCCCCCGCCACCUUCAUGCCCCCCAUGCAGGCCAGCAUCCCGGGCCUCAGACCCUACCCGGGCAUGGACCAGAUGGGCUUCCUGCCGCACAUGGCCUACACCUACGCGGCGGGGGCGGCCACCUUCGCCGAGAUGCAGCAGAGGAGGAAGUACCAGCGGAAGCCCGGGUUCCAGGGGGACCUGCUCGACGCCACUCCAGACUACAUGUCAGGGCUGGACGACAUGACAGACCCCGACUCCUGUCUGUCGCGGAAGAAGAUAAAGAAGACUGAAAGUGGUAUGUACGCGUGUGACUUGUGCGACAAAACAUUCCAGAAGAGCAGUUCCCUUCUAAGACACAAAUAUGAACACACAGGCAAGCGGCCGCACCAGUGCCAGAUCUGCAAGAAGGCCUUCAAACACAAGCACCACCUGAUCGAGCACUCCCGGCUGCACUCCGGAGAGAAGCCCUACCAGUGCGACAAGUGCGGCAAGCGCUUCUCCCACUCGGGCUCGUACUCGCAGCACAUGAACCACCGCUACUCCUACUGCAAGCGGGAGGCGGAGGAGCGGGAGGCGGCGGAGCGCGAGGCCCGCGAGAAGGGCCACCUGGAGCCCACCGAGCUGCUCAUGAGCAGGGCAUACUUACAGGGCAUGACUCCUCAGGGCUACCCGGAGCUGGCGGAGCGCGACGCCAUCCUGAGGCACGACGCCGCCGCCGCCGCCGCCGCCGUCGUCGUCAACGGGGCCGUCAGAGAGGGACGCAAGGAAGUGGAAGGAACGUACGCCAAGAUGGCGGGGCGCGGGGAGGAGGAGUUCGAGGAGGAGGAGGAGGAGAGCAAGAGCAUGGACACGGACCCGGACACGUUGAGGGACGAGGAGGAGAACGGAGAGCACUCCAUGGACGAUAGCUCGCUGGACGGCAAGAUGGAAACCAAAUCGGAUCACGAGGACGCCAUGAUGGAGGACGGCAUGUAACCAGAGCGGCGGCGGCGGUGGCGAUGGCGGCGGCGAUGGCGGCGGCGCCUCACAAGCUUCCCAUCUUAAAGAAAACUGUCCGUGCCUGAAGCUUCCGGGAAGCUUGGUUUGACGGACUCCUCCACCCUCCCCCCUCCUCCUCCGGGGGGGUGGAGGAGGAGGCGGAGGAGGAGGAGGAGGAGGCGCGGGUUUGUGAAAUAAGCUGCAUUAUGCAAAGCGAGCGGUGACGGAGCGACGCCUGUGAUGAGAUGUACAGUACUAAGGCCUGACAGCGUGUGGUGCUAACCUCCUCAGAUAAACCUGUGUUCCAUAGUAUUUAUAGCACAACUAGUGACUUGUACAAAUUGCACUCCGCUUCUAUAAUCAUGAACAAAAUAAUAAAAAGUAUUGCCUAUGUAUAUAUUUAUACAGUGUUGGAAAAAGAGCAGUGUUACUGCAGUCCUCGGAUAUGACCUUUGACCCCUCCCCCCUCCCUGGCCCCGCCUCCUUCACCUCCAUCUGCAGCCACACUGUUUCCGGCCUCCGGAAUCAAAUGAAAGGAAUCUGAACUGACGGAGGCUCUUCUCGUUCUCGUUGUCGUUCUGUUGUUUUUAUUUUUUAUUUUCUAAUUAAUGGAGUUUUAAAGAGACCUUCGUUUUAAGGGAAACAUUUAUGGAUGGAUGGU
Messenger RNA from Salarias fasciatus (jewelled blenny), 4714 nucleotides. It is a transcript of the gene zeb2b, whose product is annotated as zinc finger E-box binding homeobox 2b. Gene Ontology annotation, molecular function: DNA-binding transcription factor activity, RNA polymerase II-specific; RNA polymerase II cis-regulatory region sequence-specific DNA binding. The record is from RefSeq and is a predicted model, not a curated record. Lineage: Eukaryota; Metazoa; Chordata; Actinopteri; Blenniiformes; Blenniidae. Gene Ontology annotation, biological process: anatomical structure development; regulation of transcription by RNA polymerase II. The coding region runs from base 337 to 4050 and encodes 1237 amino acids. The transcript is spliced from 10 exons.